Messenger RNA from Microdochium trichocladiopsis, 2109 nucleotides. RefSeq names its product general substrate transporter. Gene Ontology annotation, biological process: carbohydrate transport; transmembrane transport. The transcript has 6 exons. The coding region runs from base 191 to 1825 and encodes 544 amino acids. Lineage: Eukaryota; Fungi; Ascomycota; Sordariomycetes; Xylariales; Microdochiaceae. Gene Ontology annotation, cellular component: membrane. Gene Ontology annotation, molecular function: carbohydrate:proton symporter activity. The record is from RefSeq and is a predicted model, not a curated record.
GCUUGUCAUCCCUGGAGGACCAGGGAGCGGGAGCGCGCACACGCCACAAAGCUGGGGUCCCGGAUUCCCCGCAGAGUGUCUCCACGAACUUAAAUCCCAUGCUUCAGAAAUCAUAAGCAGCUCGAGCCGUUUGUUGUCUUUGGCUUCACCGUCCCUAGACGAUCUAUCCCAUCAGGCAACAGUCUUCAAGAUGGAUUCGUCGACACCUCCGCGCUCCAAGCGCACAAGCCCAUACAACAAGCUCGUCACCGUGACCGUCGCUUUUGGCUCGCUAACGUAUGGCUAUUGUUCUUCCGUGAUUGGCAGCACCAUUGGCCAGCCCGGCUGGUAUGAGUUCUUCAACCUGCCAAUGCAGGGUGAGCCCGGCUAUGCAACCAUCACCACCGAAGCCAUUGCCACUGCCAACGGGCUGUACAGCGCUGGUGGAGCGGUUGGCAGCUUGUUCAUCAUGUGGGCUGCCACAGCUCUGGGCAGAAAAGUUUCGAUCCAGAUAGGGGCAGCUCUGGCCCUCAUCGGCGGCGCACUACAGGGCGGUGCAGCCAACCUGCCCAUGUUCCAGGUCGGUCGGGUCAUCUCUGGCCUUGGUAUCGGCAUCCUCGUCACAGUCUGCCCCAUGUACAUGAGCGAGUUAGCCCCGCCGAAUAAACGUGGCUGGCUUGUCGGCCAUCAUGCCAUCUUUUUGGUCUUCGGGUACAUGCUGUCAGGCUGGCUCGGGUAUGCCUGUUACUUCGCCACCGCAAGUUCCCCAGCCUUUGCCUGGCGCUUCCCGCUGUGCAUGCAGUGCCUCGCUCCGCUCGUGCUUCUCGUCACUUCCAUCUGGAUCCCUCGGUCGCCGAGGUGGUUGCUGCAAAAGGGCCGGAUUGAGGAAGCUUGGGAGGUGAUUCAGAACCUGCGACGGUCUCCAGACGACCCGCGCGAUCUCGUAGCGCUCGAGGAGAUCUAUCAGGUGCGUCAGCAGAUCGCACUGGAUGCGGCCAAGCUCAAGGCAAUUGGUUGUGGGCCGUGGACUGCCGUCAUCAAGAAGAAGAGCUACCGCAAGAGGAUGAUCAUCGGCUUUCUGACACAGUGGGGAGCCGAGUUUGCUGGACCGCUCGUCAUUAACAAUUACUCGGUGAUCCUGUACACCAAUUUGGGCCAGACCGGCUCGAUGCCGCUGCUGCUAUCCGCUUUGUGGCUCACGACGGCAGGAGUUAUAUACAAUCCGUUAGGUGCCUGGCUCCAUGACAAGGUCAACUCACGGCGCGGCAUGUUCCUCGUUGGUCUUUUCGGAUGUCUGAUCACCACGAGCGGGCUGGCGGGUUGCGUGGCCCAGUAUGCCGGCACGGACAACAAGGCCGGCAACGCUGCUGGCGUCUUCUUUGUCUUCCUCUACCUGGCCUUUCAAGGCACCGGAUGCGACACGACCAUGUACAUCUACGUCUCCGAAAUCUUCCCCACCGAGAUCCGACCAAUCGGCAUGGGCUUCUCGCUCUUUGGCCAGUUCGCCUCUACCAUUAUCCUCUUACAGACGGCACCGGUCGGGAUCGUCAACGUAGGCUGGAAGUACUACCUCGUCAUCAUCGUAUGGUGCAUAUUCUUCAUCCCCAUCGUCUACUUCUUCUUCCCCGAGACGGCGAAGUUGUCCCUCGAAGAAAUCUCUGCUCGCUUCGGAGAUGACGUUGCGGUUCAUGUGACCGAUAUCUCCGAGGCACAGCGGAGGGACCUGGAUGACUUCUUGAAGAGCGCGGACGUGGUCCACAUCGACGAUGCUGCCGCGGCGAAGACUGGAAGCGUGGAGCAGAAAGAGGCAGACUCGUCCGGGUUUGGUAACAGCAGCAGGGUCUAGGAGAUUAUUGCUCAAGCGGGUAUGCUUCAUUGGCAGAUAUCGAGGUGAGGCGAGGGCUAUGGACCAUCGGUAUUUCAGGCACAGGCAGAGAUGUACUCCAUGUAUGAUUGCUGUAUUCCCCCAAAUCGCAAGGUCCUGAUCACCGCAAGUGAGCGAACGUUCUAAAUUCGCAUAAUGCGCCUAUGACGUUAGAGAUUAACCAUCUCCCAUGUGGACCGCCACAAGCUAGAAGAGCGUGAACGUGCCGAGGUACGAAUGGUAUUACGGGCUGACCAUGAGCAAUC